AUGUACGCGUCUCGAACAGUGAAGCCCAAUUCAAUAGAAUACUAUCUCGAAAAACAAGAAGCUGACACUGCUAUUCAGUCUUUAAUACAGAACCAAGCUCAGGAGAACUCAAAAGACUCCCAAUUCAAAUCGACAUCCAAUUCGAAGCAAUUAAAACUUGACUCGAAUGUUUUAAAACCACAGCCCGCACGAACAAAUACAGCUCUAAGAAUAGACCAAAGAAUACCGAACAAAGAGUUGAGGUCAAGAUUGAAAUUACAAUCGGAUGAGUAUUUUUCCCUUAACAACCAGGGAAAUACUCCAUAUAACCGUAUCUACACAAAUACCGUUAAAGAAACAAUAACGGCAUACACAAAACUCUGUCAAUUGGUCCCCAACCAGGACCAAUUGACGGACAUUAUAUGUUCCUACCUUCCCAUAUUUGCUGAGUGUGUGGAAGGUAGGACAUUGUUACAAGCUUGCUUACGUAUGCCACCAAAUCUCCGUCAACAAUUUGCUCAAAUUGUACAUGAAUUUAAAGCUUUUAACAACGGAUACGAUGAAGAUGAAGUAGCAGAUGAAUUUGGGGAAGAAAAAACAUUUUUCCCCUCAUAUAAUACGCCUGCAACAGUAUUUCCUACUAAUGAAUUUCACAACUAUUGUGUCGUUCAUUUAAUUGUUGUGGAUAUGCCCACAGGUGAAGACAUUCUCAGUGGUGACUUCAUCGAAGUCUGUAUCAAUACAGAAUUGGGAGAAGAUGAGUUGCACAAAUUCUCCAACGUCGAACAUAUAUUCAAACCAGCACACCAACUCUUUAUCGAAACUGAAAUAACACUCACACAAAAUAUGUCCAUCUCAUUUAAAUCCAAAUCAGGACGUCCAUACAGAAUUUGGAUGAACUACGUCCUCUCCACUACGCCGACGAUGACGAAGAAGAGGAAGAAGAGGAGGAGGAAGAAGAAGAGUCCUCCGAAUUCACACCAGAAGACUAACAAUUUUCCGAAUAAAAACUUCAUUUAUACUAAACAUCUUCGGGGCUAG
Molecule: messenger RNA, 1020 nt
Organism: Trichomonas vaginalis G3
Lineage: Eukaryota; Parabasalia; Trichomonadida; Trichomonadidae
Exons: 1
Coding region: 1-1020 (339 amino acids)
Source: RefSeq, a predicted model, not a curated record